Molecule: messenger RNA, 976 nt
Organism: Colletotrichum godetiae
Lineage: Eukaryota; Fungi; Ascomycota; Sordariomycetes; Glomerellales; Glomerellaceae
Exons: 2
Coding region: 236-673 (145 amino acids)
Source: RefSeq, a predicted model, not a curated record
GAAGGUAAGGUUACAUGGCGCGACGUUGUUCAUAGCGUAAGGUAGCGUUAGGUGGACAAUUGGGGCGAUGCGGCUAUGACAUGGGCGAUCGUCCUUGUAUGUAUAAAUGCUAGAAACAACCACGUCCUUCGAAUGUGGAAAUAAGUCUCCAUCAACAAUAACGCUCCAUUCUCAUAUUAAACUUCUUUGGCUGUCUUUCAUUCCAUUGCAACACUUGUAAAUAAUUUCAGUCACAAUGUACUUUACCGCCGCCGCUAUCUUUGCCCUAGCGGCCACGGCUUCCUCUGCCGCCGUCCGCCGCGCUGAUUACGGCUCUUGGGACUUCUCUGGAUUCGUCUCAUUCCCCGCUAGCGGAUACCUCUCCUACGGUGUCGACGCAACGUACACGAACAGCAAACUGGCCGCACCGAUCGAGGUGACUUGCAGCUACCUCUACAACCCACAGACGAAGACCGAGACCGCAUCAUGCUCUGACCCGAGCUUCACCUACGAUUUUGGUGGCGUCCGCAUGGCAAACACCAUCUCAACCGUGACCUUGACGCAGACUGUUGACCUGGAUGGAAACACCGUCACCGUGACUGGCGCGCAGGAGUUUGAUUGGGAUUUUAGCAGUGGCUCUGGGCGUUCUGGAACUGCCAAGGGAUCAAUUGCGGCUCAGACUGCUACCGCUUGAAGCCUGAAGGUUGCGAACGAGACAAGGUGUGCGUCGAUACGAGCGGGAGCUUAAGCUGGAAACAAAUGUCACAAAAGUGAAGGGUAUUCUGAUACAUACUUUGAACAUUUCAUCAUCUUGACUUAACAAGUCGACACAUAAUCUCCAUGGUUUCGACAUGCCAUAAAGAUACACUGUGGCUUGUGCGCGAAAAUUGAUCGAAACUUAAGUUCAUAUUUUAAUACCCUUUCAUUAUGUUGUUGUGCUGGCUGCUUGCGUUAUGGCUACUCCGGAACUUGUUAUCAACUGAUACAGAUUAAUUCU